Messenger RNA from Mytilus trossulus (common blue mussel), 1319 nucleotides. Its product is annotated as prostaglandin F2-alpha receptor-like. Gene Ontology annotation, cellular component: plasma membrane. NCBI's taxonomy places the organism in Eukaryota, Metazoa, Mollusca, Bivalvia, Mytilida, Mytilidae. Gene Ontology annotation, biological process: inflammatory response; adenylate cyclase-activating G protein-coupled receptor signaling pathway; positive regulation of cytosolic calcium ion concentration. The record is from RefSeq and is a predicted model, not a curated record. Gene Ontology annotation, molecular function: G protein-coupled receptor activity. The transcript is spliced from 2 exons. The coding region runs from base 69 to 1268 and encodes 399 amino acids.
UAGAGGCUAGUCACCAAAAGGGAUGAGGAAUUGAAGACAUUCGGUAUUUUGGGACGAACUUCAGAGUUAUGGAAAUAACAAAUACUACCUUGACUACUGCAAUUUUUCCUGACUUUCAUUCCUUUUCGAAUAUUAUGGACGGACUAACAAAAGCAGAGAACAUAACCUGGCCUACUGUGAACACUACCACAAACCAAGAAGCAACGGUUCCGAUUACAUCCGUGUUAUCAUUCACACUUGGAGUACUUGGAAACAUGCUGGCAAUUAUAGUUCUUGUCCGUUUCAAGAAAAAGCAUAAAUGGGGCAUAUUUUCUAGAUUUGUAAUAGCUUUAGCUUUGACCGACCUGUUCGGGAUUAUAACAACUUCACCAGUCGUUUUUGCAGUUUUUGCCAGAAAAGUUAACUUGUCAGAAAAUGUAUUGCUAUGUCAUUACAUGGCAGUAAUGAUGAUAUUUGCAGGAUUAGCGACCGUGCUUUUGGUCAGUGCGAUGGCUGUGGAUAGGGCUUUAGCUAUUCUUCUUCCAUUGACAUAUUAUGCGAUUGGUACACGAACUUUAGCGAACAGUUUGAUAAUUGGAGUAUGGGUUUUUUCUUUAUUAUUUGCUAUUCUGCCCAUAAUCGGUUUGGGUGAAAAUGUAGCACACUACCCUUUUUCAUGGUGCUUUUUUAAUUACUUUGGCGACAAAACUGAGGAUAAAAUAUAUGGAUUCAUUUAUUCCCUCCUUGGGUUAGGGAGUAUUUGUUUAACGAUAAUAUUGAACCUGCGUGUGAUUGCAAGGCUUAUUUCCGAAAGUAAGAGUGAUGUCAGACGUGAAAGUAUAUCGAACAGAACAAACAGGAAAGCAAGAUCAAAGAAAGACAUUUCUAUUGCAAUAUUUCUCAUUAUGAUAGUUAUUGUGUUUACCGUCUGCUGGGCGCCAUUUAUGACCAGGAUAAUCAUCAACCAAAGCCAUAGUUUCCCAAGAAAUGAAAAAGCUGACAUUCUAUCACUUGUUCUUGCCAGCUGGAAUCAAGUUCUUGACCCAUGGGUGUAUCUUUUGUUAAGAGGAAACACGCUGACUCGUUUAAUAUAUUACAUUAAAAAAUCCAGUAUCAUCUGUAAGACGUUUGGAAGAUUUAAUUGUUCCUCUAGAGAGGUUGAUACACAUGAUGCAACAGCACUGCAGUUAGGUGCUAUUCCUUUGACGCCGAUGGUAACCGAAUGUAAACAGAGACAUGAAUAUAAUGAGUAUAGUGAAAAUUGCCGCAGUGGCAGAAAAACUUACUAAUACUAUAUACAUAUAGGGUCAUCGAAAUGUCAAUAAAUAUAUUGAGGAUAA